CAUCAGUUUAUCACGCGCUUGCAGAAUUCUACCCACCGGCUUGCAGCGAGAUACAACACGCAUCCCAGAGCCGAUCUUCGUUGGGUUCCACGAUUAUUAUACCGCUUCCAUUUUCUCUCUCAUCGUCUCUUCUAUCUCUCUAGGGUUUUGCAUUUUAUCCCUUCCGAUCCCUGCAAUUACCUUAAAGGGCUGCAAAUGGAUGCGGCGGCAGUGAACGUCGUCCGAUCAUCGGUGGUUCCAUGUAAGCUGAUGGUUUGCCUUGGAAGAUCGAGCAUAUUGGCUCCCAACCGGCCGGCCUGCGCCCGGUUUUCUUCCAGUUUUCAGCUCUCCAGUAAGCUGAACUAUUCUGUGUCUAUCCCCAAGCAAGGUCACAAGAGACUGGCUUUUGAAAGUAGAAGAGGUUUAGUAGUUAAAGCUUCAUCUCUAUCCCCAGAAUCAUCAGGGUCAAACACCAAAAUUGCUCCUCUUAAGCUGGAAUCUCCAAUUGGACAGUUUCUUUCUCAGAUAUUGAUUAGUCAUCCGCAUCUUGUGCCUGCUGCAGUAGAACAACAGCUUGAGCAGCUUCAAACUGACCGUGACGCUGAUAAACAAAAUGUGGAAGAGCCUUCUGCUUCAGGCACUGACUUAGUUUUGCACAGAAGGAUUGCGGAGGUUAAGGCUAAUGAAAGAAGGAAAGCUCUCGAAGAGAUUUUGUAUGCAUUGGUGGUGCAGAAGUUCAUGGAUGCCAAUGUUUCUCUGAUACCCUCUGUAACUCCAGAUCCUUCGGGUCGAGUUGAUUCAUGGCCAAGUGAAGAUGGGAAAUUUGAGCAGCUUCACUCACCUGAGGCCUAUGAGAUGAUCAGAAACCACUUAGCUCUCAUUUUGGGUAAUCGAAUUGAUGAUGCAAGUUCUAUGGCUCAGAUCAGCAAACUCAGGGUUGGACAGGUUUAUGCUGCAUCAGUGAUGUAUGGUUACUUUCUUAAGCGAGUUGACCAAAGGUUCCAGCUGGAGAAGACAAUGAAAAUUCUUCCUGCUACAGCAGAAGAGAAUGGUGGACAGCAAAUUGUCAUGGAUGGUAGAAGACCAAGUAAUGGAGAAGAUCCUUCUCAAGGUAUGGCCCAUCCCGAAGUCUCUACCUGGCCUGGUGGUGGUGUCAAUCCUGAGGGUUUUGGCUAUGGCGUAAAGCCAUCCAGGUUACGUACCUAUGUGAUGUCCUUUGAUGGUGAGACCCUUCAGAGAUAUGCGACGAUAAGAUCCAAAGAGGCCGUCAGCAUCAUUGAGAAGCACACAGAGGCAUUGUUCGGAAGACCUGAAAUAGUGAUAACACCGGAAGGGACAAUUGACUCUUCAAAAGACGAGAACGUGAAGAAGUUUGGUGGUUUGAAGAGCCUUGUUUUGGAGGCUGUGACUUUUGGUUCUUUUCUCUGGGAUGUUGAGAGCUUUGUGGACUCGAGGUACCAUUUUGUCUUGAACUGAGUGCUGCUGUGUCUACCAUGGCAAAGUUGGUACUGAACACCUCACUAGUAUUAUUGAAAUCAUAAAAUGUAAUUAUGGUGUUAAGAUCCAUAUAAUAUUACACUUAAUUGAUCUGUGCACGGCGAGUUUUCCCACUUUCUUGUUGAGUGGAAGUUUUUCUUCAA
Messenger RNA from Prosopis cineraria, 1619 nucleotides. RefSeq names its product UV-B-induced protein At3g17800, chloroplastic-like. The record is from RefSeq and is a predicted model, not a curated record. NCBI's taxonomy places the organism in Eukaryota, Viridiplantae, Streptophyta, Magnoliopsida, Fabales, Fabaceae.